UAACGACAAGCUUUCGGCCAUAUUCUCCUUGCAGGCUAGCUUAGCGUCUCUGCGGACCGUACGAUCCAUUUCGUUAAACGAGUAACGCUUUGGUCAAACUUGAACAUGCUCCACGGCCUUCCCCCAGAACUGGUCAUCCAUAUCCUCUCAUUCCUUCCAUUCCAGUCUCUGAGUGCUCUCCAGCAAGUCUCUCGCCCAUGGAACGACUUUGUCCGUACGAACCAGACCUUGGUAUACUACAAUGCGGCCGUGGUCCACGACUUCAUCCACAGUCCGGCGGAGAGUCUAACGUCACUGAACGAGGUCGUUGGGCGACUGGAAGGAAGGCUUUGGCGUGGCGUGAAGUCGUGGAAGGACUUUUGUAGACGGCGGUUCCAGCUGGAGAGGAACUGGGCUGGACAGGGGCAGUCGGUCUUUCGAAAUAUAUCGCCUGGGCGCGACGAUGUGCAUCGACUCAAAGUGGAUGAGAAGGAACGUUUCUGUAUCACUACGCAUAUGAGAGGUGGACUCACUGUCACUAAUCUCAACCCGCCUUACAUCCUCUGGGCCAUACCACCCAUCUGCGUCGAACAAUAUGCACACUGCGAAUACGACAAUGGCUUCCUCAUCUUCAACCGUCUAGGCGAUGCACACGAAAUAUGGCGUCUCGCGCAUCACAUCCCCGAAGGCACCGUCUCGCCGAACUCGCCUCCCGACUUCCUCCAAGUACGCACCUAUAGCUGGACAUCCCGAAAAUUCCGUACAUGUCUCUCCACCUCUCCUCCCCCCGACAACAACACUGAUCAGUCUAGCCAUGGUUACGCAUACCCCUCCGAACUCCAACGCAAAUAUCUAAGGGGACACUUCCGCCCCUGGGCCCUCUUCGAACACACCGAACCCACACGCGCGUUCCGAUUCGUGUAUCCGACACUAUUAGUCGCGGGCGAGUCUUCGCUUUUCUUUUAUGACGUUACGACGGGGGAGUUGAAGCAGACGAUAAGUGAUGCUGUGGAUUCGAAGAUAAGGUAUGUGGAGCUGAGUGAGCGGCAUGCGUUCGUGUGUACGGAUGCGAGUUUGAGUGUGUUUGAGAGGACGGCGGCUGCGACGGAGACGGAGCGAGAAGGCGAGCGCGCGGUGAAGAGGGUAUUGAGGUUGCAGGAUUUUUCGGGUGUGGGGCCGAUUUAUAGGAUUUUGUUACCGGAGAUGCCGAGGAUGGCGGAAGGCUGUAUGUAUGGUGGAGAAGGAGAUGGUGAGGAUGGUAGUGAGGCUCAGACUGUGGUAAACCCGAAGAUGGCGAUCGUACCACAGAAAUUGGAGGGAAUCUAUGCGACUAACGUGAUCACGCAGGAGGAUGGGUAUUAUGCCGUUCACGUCUCCGAGGAUGGUCGCGAUUUAGUGACGGUGCGCUCGGGGGACAUCAUCAUCCUGAAAGACUUCGAGCGCGUAGCGAGAGGCGAAGCCAGUCUUGCGGAUGUAGCCCUGUUCCUCACUCUCGACGGGCCUCGCGCAAUCAAUUACCUCGCCUAUGCACAUGGCAAAAUCGCCGUCGCGACCACAACAGGUUUCUACAUCUUCUCUCUCGACGCCUCCUCGCACCACCUAUCUCUCCCAUCCACAACCUCCAACUCCACCCGUCACGCCCCCCUCCGAACACCCUUCGGCACAAUCCCGCCAACGUUAUCCUACCCACAGCUCAUCAUGUCCCGUGCCCUUCCAGUCGAGAACAUAUCGUCGCACGAACAUUUCAGUUGUUUGCAGUUGACACGGACGGGGAUGUAUUUCACUUGGGAUCCGUGGAGGGCGACGAACGAGGUGAAGAGUAUGGUGUGGGAGGCGCAGGUUGAGGAGCAGGGUGUGAGGUUUAGGGUAAGGGCGCGAUUGAUGCGGUUGCGGCAGGAAAGACUGGAGAGGCUUGUUGCUGUUGGGGACAGGGAAGAGGAGAGUGUGAUGGAGACGGAAACGGAGACGGAUGAUGAAGAGGAAUCAAGAUUGAAGGAUGAGUUGGGGCUGGAUGGGGAGGAUGUUAGUGAUGAGGCACGGAUGGCGAGGGAUGAGGAGAUCAUGGAGGAUUCAUUGAUGAAGACGUUUCCGCAUCUGCAUUGGGCGCUUCCGGGUGAGUUUUCCUCUGAUCAUCUCGUACGAGUAGAGUUGGAGCCGGAGCUGACAUGGACUUGUACGUGCGUGCGUGCGUGCGACGUAGGGAACUAUCAGCCGAGUGUGGGUUGUAUUGAUUUGAGUGUUAUGGAUGUCCAUGGAGUCUGAGGAAGUGAAUAGUGGUCAAGCCUAUCGUGUCAUCGUGUUUUGUAGCUUCAUGUCUUCUAUCCAAUCCUCCUCUCAUGACUACCUCCAAGCCAUAUGCCUGCGCUAAUUGCUAUUCCAGGCCGAUGUUACUGCCUAUGAAUGUGAAGUAUGGUAGUCCCUAUGUAUGAUAUCAGCGCACGGUAGGAAUAAGGAGCACAGUGCUUGUGGCUCCCAUUAAGAAGAGC
Messenger RNA from Stereum hirsutum FP-91666 SS1, 2465 nucleotides. RefSeq lists its product as uncharacterized. The record is from RefSeq and is a predicted model, not a curated record. Gene Ontology annotation, molecular function: protein binding. The transcript has 6 exons. Lineage: Eukaryota; Fungi; Basidiomycota; Agaricomycetes; Russulales; Stereaceae. The coding region runs from base 106 to 2241 and encodes 711 amino acids.